AUGGCUCAAGUAGAUAGACAGGGCGAGAAAACAUCUAAAAAUAUGAGUACAAAGGUACAAAACACUCCAUUCAAAAGGCUUCGUUAUAUCUUUAAAAAAGAUCCAACUCUGCUGUUACCAGAGAUGGUCAGCAGUGAAUAUCCUGCUUGUUGGAGUACAGAGGCAGAACAACAUCAAUCGUUCUCCCAACUGACCCCUAAAUAUUGCAAUCCACCACGCCAAGUGGAUCCGGACGCCACCCCACACCACCUUAAUUAA
Messenger RNA from Opisthorchis viverrini, 258 nucleotides. RefSeq lists its product as hypothetical. The record is from RefSeq and is a predicted model, not a curated record. The coding region runs from base 1 to 258 and encodes 85 amino acids. NCBI's taxonomy places the organism in Eukaryota, Metazoa, Platyhelminthes, Trematoda, Opisthorchiida, Opisthorchiidae. The transcript has a single exon.